Durusdinium trenchii is the source of this 453-nucleotide messenger RNA. Lineage: Eukaryota; Dinophyceae; Suessiales; Symbiodiniaceae. The record is from the annotation of a GenBank genome assembly.
AUGCGUGGUGGAUCUGUGGCAGAUCGUUGGCCACUGGCGCUGAUGUUCCUGGAGGAGAUGUGGAGGGCCGAACUACGUGUCGAUGUCACUGCCCUCAACACCGCUUUGAGCGUCGUGGCAUGGCCCUGCACGCUGGAAUUGCUGCAGAUGUUUGGUACCUCGGCGGUGAUGCAAUAAAUUCAGAUUCAUGUGCCAAGCACUUUGAGAGCUGUUGCUAGUGGGAGAUGCCUUUUUCAAGACCUUUGUGCUAAGCCAAACAUGAGCUAAAGAGGUCACAUUAAAGCUGGUGCAGCGUGUUUCUUCUCCUUUGGGCUCAUUGGCCAAACCUGCCAAAUGAGGGUCCUUGAGCUCUGCAGCCUGUCGGUUGUGCAGCCCGCGAUGGCUUCUCAUAGAACUGAAUGCAUGCGACGCCAGCUCCUUUGCAGACACCAGCGCUUCACGAAGUCAAACAUU